Ailuropoda melanoleuca (giant panda) is the source of this 2909-nucleotide messenger RNA. It is a transcript of the gene IL18BP, whose product is annotated as interleukin 18 binding protein. Bases 2162 to 2725 code for a protein of 187 amino acids. Gene Ontology annotation, molecular function: interleukin-18 binding. The transcript has 5 exons. The record is from RefSeq and is a predicted model, not a curated record. NCBI's taxonomy places the organism in Eukaryota, Metazoa, Chordata, Mammalia, Carnivora, Ursidae. Gene Ontology annotation, biological process: T-helper 1 type immune response.
GGCCCUGGAGCAUCACUGGGUGACUCUCUCCUCACUACCUGAGGUGAGGUCAGUGCCCUGCCUGCUACCAACACCCCUUCUCAUGGGCCACUCUCAACUUCGGCUUCUCACCCAGCUGUGGCUUCCCAUGGUCCCCCACUGCUCAUGUCAGUGGGCCCAUCCUCAGAGAGUGGUAUGGGGACCAGUUGAAGGGUCCAGGGAUCAUCCUUUCCCUCUUGUCCCCCCUACGCAUCAGGCUCAUGUGAGAAGCCAAGACCAGACUGUCCAAGGCUCUCUUUUCAUACUUCAGCAAGCCUGAGUCCCAUGUCCUCCCAGCGGCCCAACUCUUGUCUUGGUUCCACUUUAAGGUAGAGUCCUGUCUCCUUGCCCUCCCAUCCCCCAAUCCCAUCCCCAAAAGACUGUGUCUCAGAAGCCCCAAGCAGCCUUGCCUCCUGACCUAACAGCUGGAGAUACUGGCGCUCCCGGGGAGGAGUUUUGUGAUGCAUCCUGCAAACCUAGUUCCAUCUCCUGGCUUCCCUGGCUCUGUCCCCAGCAUCCCAUCCCCCUGAUCACAGACCACAAACCUCGGACACGUGGAUCUUGUCCUUCAUGCUUGAUGUGUGUGUGGACUGGGUCACCAGUCCCUGCCUUUCUGCCUCCACAGACACUGGCAUGACCCCGAUCAUGAGUAACUCCUCCAGCUUUCAUCCCCAGUACCUCCCACGCCUCACCCGAGUCCUGGCCCUGCCACAGCCCCAGUCCCGGCUCCAUUUGUCCCGUCAGCCACCAGGCUGGUGCAUUUAUAUAGCUCUGUUGUUGCUGGAGCCAGCACUAGGCCGCUUGUUCCCCCUCUUCCCCGGGAAGUGCCCUCCCCUCCUUUUAGGGUCAGCGCUCCGGCUCGUGUUCCAGGUCCUCAGCCUGGCUCUGAGAGGUUCCUGCACACAAGGCCAAAGAAUGCUGUCAGCACAGUUCCCACGGCAUGGCUCACGCGGGGCCGGACACGGCUGGACUGAGUGGAGCUUCAAGAAGGGGGGAUUCUGAAAGAGGGCUCUUCGGGGCUUCUCGAGAGCCAGGUAGGGAGAAAUCUAGACUUCCUAGUGGACCUCAACCUGUAGUUCUGGCCAAGGGGCUGGGGGAGAGAAGCAAGAAGGCUUUAUGGUUGGGGGGGAGCGGGGGAUGGUGGAGGGGGUUGGUGGUUGGAGGGAAUGGAGAGCCUGAGAAAGGCCAGGAUGACAGGCUGGUGUGAUAUUGAGCCUGAAAUGGUCAAAGUGAUCCAACUUGGGGUCCCCAGUGCCUAGGAGAGUUGACCCCUUGAAUAGCGGUGUGAAUGUGAAAGAAGAAACACAAGGCCUGCUCACAUAGACGUGAGGGCUGGUUCUGAAAAGCAAAGUUGGAUGCCGAGGUCCCGACUCUUGGCUGGGACGGAAUCCACCCGCGAGAGACUCAUGAAUUCAUACCAUCUGUGCCUCUGGGAGGGUAAGGCUGAGUGGGGCACCAAAGACCCAGUCCGAUACCAUCUGGAGAGUAGGGGAACCUGGGAGUUAGCAGGAAGACUCCAAGCCAGCAUGAAUUCCGGCUGCAGGGAUGAUGCAGUGCACAGGCUGGCGUCAUGCUUGUGUAACCUCUAGUAACUCAUGCUUGCUGAUUCCCUGGCUACAAAAAAAAGUGAAAGUGAAAUAGAGGGGAGAGGGACAGUGCUUUCCCAGAAGGACUUUACUAAUCUUGCCCUUCCCAGAAGCUGCUCCAGCGAAGAGGGCUUUGCUUCUCUGUGACGGGGUAAGUCCCUGGCCCCUCUGUGGGUCCGUUUCUCCAUCUCUGUAAUAAAGGGGUUCGGGUGGACUCACAGUCAGCAUCAUGUUAACGGCACUAAGAGCUAGGGUGGGCAAGACUGUCACUAGAUGGUCUUCAGCGUUGCUGCUAAGUGCUGAAGAGCCCCAGCCUCUGCUGGACGCCUGGAGUAACUGAAUGGCAGUGCCUGGCAGCCCAGUCAGAGUUCAGACCACGGGAGGGCUGUGGAGCCCACAAAAGGACAGGCCCAUAGGAAUGGCUGGGGUCCAGCCACUGAGAAUUUUGAGAGAGAAGUAACUUAUUCGCAUUCUCCUCCCCCGCCAGCCCCCAGAGAGGAAGUUGUUACAGAUAAAUAGAACCGGGCACGCCAGCUCCUGACACAUCCGUCAAGACCAUGAGACAGAACUGGACACCAGAUCGCAGCCCUUUGCGGGUUCUGCUUUUGUGUGCCCACAUGUUCUGUCACCUGGCUGGAGCCACACCGAUACCUCAGGCCACUGCUGCUGCCUCAGCUGGGAUCACGAAGGACCCCUGCCCCUCUCGGCUCCCAGUAACUAUGUGGUGCCCAGCAUUGGAGGUGACCUGGCCGGAAGUGCAAGGACCACUGAAUGGAACGCUGACCUUGUCCUGUACCGCCUGCAGCCGCUUCCCCUUCAGCAUCCUCUACUGGCUGGGCAACGGCUCCUUCAUCGAGCACCUGCCAGGUCGGCUGAGAGAGGGCAGCACCAGGGAGUACCGGGGUGCACGCACCCAUCUGCGGAGGGCCCUGGUGCUAGAGGAGCUGAGCCCCACCCUGCGCAACACCAACUUCUCAUGCAUCUUUGCUGAUCCUGAGCAGACCGCCCAGCAUCAUGUUGUCCUGGCCCAGCUCUGGGCUGGGCCGAAGACCGUCCUGCCUUCCACUCAAGAAGCCCCGCCCUCCAGCAGGUCCCCUCUGCCUCGUCACCGCGACAGGUGAACUCCAAAGCCUGGUUGAGUCAUCACCUCUUCACUGAGGUCUGCACGCUCUUGCAGCUCAGGCCUCCCUCUGAUGGACUGUCCCAGGGAAGGGAUGGGGUAACUGCUGCUUCUGACCCACAGUGGUGUCUUUGUCACACCCGGCAGGGCCCGUGGUGGGCAUGCAUAAAUGGUUUUUCAAUGGA